Messenger RNA from Bradysia coprophila, 3327 nucleotides. RefSeq names its product Importin 9 (gene Ipo9). Gene Ontology annotation, molecular function: small GTPase binding. Gene Ontology annotation, cellular component: cytosol; nuclear envelope. The record is from RefSeq and is a predicted model, not a curated record. Lineage: Eukaryota; Metazoa; Arthropoda; Insecta; Diptera; Sciaridae. Gene Ontology annotation, biological process: protein import into nucleus.
UUCUUAUUGUUUUCAUUUGAGACGUCACUUUUCUAAUCCCGGUAUUUUUUUGUAACAAAUGUGCAACUACGGUUUGAUACAACAUCACGAGAACUAAAAUAUUCUCCAAAUUUCUUAUUGAUGCUGACCGAGCUUUAAACGUUUUAUAAUUUGAUAAGUUAUUUUAGUCAUUUGCGGACGUUAAAACCAAUAAAUUCCAGUGUAACCAUGUCGUUGACAUUUCAAAGUGGCGAUUCAAUUAAGCAGGCACUCUACGACGAGCUGCAGAACAUUUUAAACCCAAACACCGAAGUCAGAGUUGCUGCAGAAGGCAGAAUGAAGCAACUUGAAUACACCGAAGGUUAUGGCGUUUUCCUAUCCGAAAUCAUAAUGAAUCAGUCGUUCGACCUAGCAUUGCGCCAAUUGUCGUCGGUGAUGUUGACACGUUAUGUGGAAGAACAUUGGAGUAAAUGUGAGAGCGAUGCCACAGCUGUAGCAACCGAUCAAGCCAAACGAAUGAUUCGCAGCAUUUUACCGAAUGGAUUGUACGACCCAAACAGUAAAAUCAGAACAUCUGUUGCCUACACAAUAUCCACGAUUGCAGCCAUAGACUGGCCAAAUACGUGGACGGAACUGUUUGACAUUAUUGUCAAGUGUUUGGGUGGCAAUGAGGAUUCCAUACAUGGUGCGAUGCAAGUGUUGAUCGAAUUCACAUACGAUUUGGACAGUCAGAUCGGUGUGGUCGGUCCGAUCAUUAUGUCCGAAGUUUAUCGCAUUUUCGAAGCGGAACAGGUGUACAAUGUCAAGACACGAACGUGUGCCGUUAAGAUUUUCAAAUCGUUGUUCAAGUCCAUCAACGAGCACAUUGACUCGAGGGAGAAACAGGAACAAAUACUGAAUCCCAUUCUGCCUGGCCUUAUCGAAAAGCUGAUUUAUUCGCUAUCCAAUCCGAAUGGGCGACUCAGCAGUUUCACACUAAAAACGGAGAUAAUCAAAGUGUUCGAGUAUUUGGUCAAUGAAAUGCCGAAAUUUUUGCAACAAUUCACCACUCAGAUUCUACCUCCGAUUUGGCAACUGUUAACUCAAACUGCCGAUAUUUAUGUCAAAGUUGUCGUCAACCAAACUGAGCCCAAUCCAUUUCCCGACAACGAUGAUGACGAACUAGCCAAUUUCAACACAAUGAUCCUCCAGAUCAUCGAGUUUAUUCAUUCGCUGGUCGAACGGGGAAAGUUCAAGGCCGCCAUCAAAGUGGUGCUGGCCGAUCUGAUUUACAUAAUGAUUGUUUACAUGCAAAUUACGGAGGAACAAAUCGAACAGUGGUCAGACGACCCCGAACAAUUUGUGAACGACGACUAUCAGGAGGAGGCAAUUGACGGUACGGUACGGACAUCCAGUUACGAUGUGCUGCAAAAUAUUGAGUCGGAAUUCGGUGCCAAAGUUUUGCCCGCAUUCUCUGAAGCAUUGACGCGACAUAUUAAUGUUGCCGAAGCGGAAAAAUCGUCGGGCAGUCCGAAUUGGUGGAAAAUCCAUGAAGCGUCGAUUAUGGCUGUCGGUACUUAUCGCAGUUUGAUUGUGGAACGGGAGGGAAAGUUUGACUUUUCGCAAUAUUUGAACUAUGUCAAAAAUCUGAUGUCGUGUGAUAUAUCGUCGCCGUAUCUGAUGGCAAGAUGCUUGUGGGUAUUGAGCCGAUUCGCUAGUUCGAGCAUGUUUACCAAGGAAAUGCUGGACGUUGUCUUGAAUUCGAUACAGAACAGUUUGGGCGAUGACAAGCCAUUAAACCUGAGAAUCUAUGCGGUGCGUUCGAUUUACGAAUUGUGCGAAAGCUUAAAAGAAUCGAAUGAUGAGAAACGUGCUUUGACUGUGUCGAAACUGACUGUGUUUGUCGAUGGUAUCAUGGCAAUUGUUCCGUUGGGCAAAAGCUCCGUUUUGUCCUUGGUGUUGGAGACGUUGACUCUUCUCGUUUCUUUUGACAGUAACUUUGCUGCAGCCGCCCAAACUAAGGUCAUUUCGUUAACAAUUGCUGUGUUUCUAAAGUAUCACGACGAUCCGUACUUAUUGGAACAUGUUCAAGACAUGCUGAAAAUCCUGUGCCAGAAUCCCUUCUGUCUCCAGCCAUUGCAGGAAAGAAUCGUCCCUACCUUGGUGAGCAUUCUCAAUCUUCAAGGAGAAAUGGCAAACCCGACAAUGCAAGACAUUUCGUUGGACGUCCUUCAAACAAUCGUCAAAUAUUCUACCGCUCCGUUAAGCGAUCAGCUUAUACUGAACGCGUUUCCGGCUGCCGUCCAAUGUAUCCUGCACACCGAUGACCAUUCAAUAAUGCAGAGUGGCGGUGAAUGUUUGCGUGCGUUCAUUUUUGUCGCUCCCGAGCAAGUGUGCAGCUACCGGAAUGGCGAAGGACUUAACUACAUAAUGCAGGUCAUCACGAUGCUACUCAAUCCGAUGAGCACCGAAUUCUCGGCCGUUUUUGUUGGUCGGCUGGUUAUAACAGUUAUAUCGAAGGCAGCGAGCAUGUUGGGUGAAAAUGUCUAUCUCAUACUCAAAGCGGUUAUCAGCAAAAUGCAAUUGGUGGAGUCGUUGAGCGUGGCUAUGAGUCUGAUUUUGACGUUUGCACAUCUGUUCAUUUCGCAAAUGGACGCUCUGCUGAAUUUCCUGAGCACCGUUCCCGGACCGACUGGUGAACCUGCCAUUCAGUACGUCUUCUCACAGUGGCUCUGCCGGCAACAGAUGUUCUACGGAGUAUACGAACGAAAAGUUAGCACUAUGGCGCUGUGUAAACUGUUAGAACACGGAGUGACAACAAAGGAUGUACGACUAACAUCGGUCACAAUUCGUGACAAAGUUGAAGUGACCCAUAAAGGUAGAACGAGAUCAGAGACAUCCACUACGGACGUACAAUGGACAAAUGUGCCGAUUUUGGUGAAAAUCUUUAAGUUGCUCAUCAAUGAACUAGCGUUUUUGAAGGAAACAAAUGCCGUUGACACGGACAGCGAUUCAGAAAGUGAAAGCAACGAAAAAGACACCACAAAUUCAACGAAACUAUCACCCAUAAAAGUUGUGUCCGAUCUGAUGUACAAUGAUGAUAACGGCGACGACAGCAACGAUCAACUAAUGCAAGAACUCAUGCAAGAUCCAGCCUUUGAAAUAAAUAUGGAAGAAAAUUUGACGAAAUUUCUGCAGAAUUUCAGCCGCGAUGAUAACUUCAGUGAGUUUACUCAGCAUCUGACGCCGUUGGAGAAAAUAAUUUUGCAAGGGAUUCAGGUGUCGGUUGCCUAACCAGGACGCUGAACUCAACUGAAAAUUUGAAUUUACUUUAAUAACUGAGACAAUAUAUGAAAAAGCAACUGAAAG